UGUAUAGCUGUAUAACAUUUGUAUGUGUGUGUGUGUGUGUGUGUACUCUGAACAGAUAAGCAAUACGGACAAUGAUGAUGAAAAAGUUAAGAUCAUGCUCAAACAAAACGAAGGGAUUUGUAUAUUUUUUCAUUUUGGGACUUGUUUUCAUACAUUUUUGGAUAUAUCAGUCACCUGAUUAUUCCGAUAUGGAGUUAAACACAUGCAAAAUAGAUAUGCUUAAUCCUUGGGAUGACUCACUGAAAGAUUACUUUGUCGACCCACUGCCAUUAAACUGCUCGAUACGGCACCAGGUGAUGUUCGUUGAUAGAGCUGGAUACCUUCGGUUUAACAACACGGCAAUGUACCUAAACCAACUUCUUGCAUCGUCGCUAAAAUGUAUGUAUAGAACUAUGAAAAGAGAAAUUGGAGAUGUCAAAGUAACUUUUCGAUCGGAGGUGACUUUUACAUUACCAGUCUUUGUGAAGAGUCAUGUAUUUCGUGUAACGUGCUUAAAUCCUAUCAACUUAACUGUAUAUGAUUACCUCCACAUGAAUCCAUUCUGGGACGAUUAUUCUAGAGGCAAAAAGGAGAUUGAAACUGAAAAUGCACUUAGUUUAAUCGUUUUUGGUAUAGACUCUAUUUCCAGAUCGCAUGCGUUGCGUUACCUUCCAAAAUCUUACAAAUUCCUUAAGGAAAAAUUCAACAUGUACGAUUUUGAAGGCUACAGGAGUGUUGGGGAUGGCACUUGGCAAAAUAUAGUCCCGCUUUUAACAGGUCAAUCUAGUAAGAACUUCAGAGAUGAAGGCCAUGGACGACAAUUUGUUGACUCUAUGCCAUUUAUCUGGAAAGAGAAAGCCAUGGAGAAUUUUGCUACAUUCUAUGCUGAAGACAUGCCAUUUAUAUCAACAUUUAAUUAUGGAAAAAUGGGGUUUAAACAGGUGCCAACUGACUUCUAUUUCCGUCCAUAUGACUUAGGUAAGCUAAAAUUCAAGCCCAAAAUUAUUGACUUCUUCCGAAGGUCGCCUAGGUAUUGUUAUGGUGUGAACAACUACUUUGAUAUACAAAUCAAUUAUUUAAAGGGAUUUUUUUCACAAAUAUAAAAAUGAGAGGAAAUUUGCUUUUUUUCUUAAUAAUCAAGUGGGUCACAAUCAAUUCACAAUUUCAAGCACAGCAGACGAUUCUUUACUUAAUUUUUUAAAGUGGAUGAAGACAACAAACCAGACAAAGCAUGCAAUGUUUAU
Messenger RNA from Ruditapes philippinarum (Manila clam), 1223 nucleotides. RefSeq lists its product as uncharacterized. The record is from RefSeq and is a predicted model, not a curated record. Lineage: Eukaryota; Metazoa; Mollusca; Bivalvia; Venerida; Veneridae. The coding region runs from base 72 to 1082 and encodes 336 amino acids. The transcript has a single exon.